AUGGGCUAUCCUGACACUUUUACUGGCUUUUGCGUGGAUGAACCGAAAUCAUGGAAUGUAUUUCACAAGUCAGAGCUCAAGCCUAAAACUUUUGGUGACCACGACGUCGAUGUUGAAGUUGAAGCUUGCAGUAUCUGUGCUUCCGACCUUCAUACCGUAACAGGCGGCUGGGGAGAUUACGCCGGCCCCCUAUGCGUCGGGCACGAAGUCGUCGGCAAGGCAGUCAAGAUCGGAAAGCAUGUUAAAAAUUUUCAACUUGGCGACCGUGUCGGUGUUGGAGCCCAAGUAUGGGCUUGCCUUGAAUGCGAUCUUUGCAAGGACAAGAACGAGAACUAUUGCCCAAAGCUAGUGGACACAUACAACGCCCAGUAUGAAGACGGCAGCGAGGCUCACGGCGGAUUUGCAUCGCACAUUCGGGCCCAUGAGUACUUCACAUUCAAGAUUCCUGAUGCAAUUGAGACAAACGUUGCAUCUCCUCUCCUGUGCGCCGGCAUCACGACGUAUUCGCCCUUGGUUCGAGCCAGUAUAGGGCCCGGGAAGACCGUGGGUGUAAUUGGCAUUGGAGGUCUAGGCCAUCUUGCUCUUCAAUGGACUGUGGCUCUGGGCGCAGAGGCCUACGCUCUCACCCAUUCCCCCAGCAAGAAAGACGACUGCAAGAAGCUUGGCGCCAAAGAUGUUAUUAUAACAACUGAUAAAGGCUGGCCUGAAGCAUGGAAGGCCAAGUUUGACUUCAUUAUGAACUGCACAGACGUAACCGAUAAAUUUGACAUGGCCUCCUACCUUUCUCUCCUCAAGCCUGGUGGAGAAUUUCACAUGGUGGGUAUUCCGGAUAACCCGUUGCCUAAAAUGUCCGCAGGCAUCUUUGCAGGAGGCGCUCCCAAAUUAACUGGUAGUCAUCUCGGGAACCAUCAAGAAAUGGAAGCGCUUUUAAAAUUGGCCGCUGAAAAGAAUGUUAAACCUUGGGUGGAGGUUAUGGAUAUCUCAGAACAAAAUCUCAAUAUCGGAUUUAAAAAACAGCAGGACAACGCAUUUCGAUAUCGCUGUACCUUUGCAGGAUUUGAUAAAGCUUUUGGCAAAGCUUGA
Molecule: messenger RNA, 1083 nt
Organism: Trichoderma gamsii
Lineage: Eukaryota; Fungi; Ascomycota; Sordariomycetes; Hypocreales; Hypocreaceae
Product: alcohol dehydrogenase (NADP+)
Exons: 1
Coding region: 1-1083 (360 amino acids)
Biological process (GO): alcohol metabolic process
Molecular function (GO): alcohol dehydrogenase (NADP+) activity; zinc ion binding
Source: RefSeq, a predicted model, not a curated record